AUGACCGGCCCAUUGAUGACUCAGUAUCAGUACGAGUUUUUCUUGGUCUCGAAGAUGAGGUACCUCACAAACGGUUCAAAGUUCUUGCGCACUCCUGCGAACGCCCCUCACGUCCUCGAGCUGUUAGCCGUUACAUUGGAGGUUGAAGUCGUAGAAGAAAAAGAGGUUGAAGUCGUCGGAGCAGGAGAGGGUGAAGUUGUCGAGGUAGAAGAGGUUGAAGUCGUCGGAGCAGGAGAGGAUAAAGUUGUCGGAGCAGGAGAGGUUGAAGUCGUCGGAGCAGGAGAGGAUGAAGUUGUCGGAGCAGGAGAGGUUGAAGUCGUUGGAGCAGGAGAGGAUGAAGUUGUCGGAGCAGGAGAGGUUGAAGUCGUCGGAGCAGGAGAGGUUGAAGUCGUUGGAGCAGAAGAGGUUGAAGUCUUCGUAGUAGAAGUUGAAGUAGUCGGAGUAGAAGAAUGUGAAGUCGUCGGAGUAGGAGAGGGUGAUGUCGCCGAAGAAGAGGAGAGAGUUGAGAGAGAGAGUUGCGGAGAAGGAAGAAGUGAAGAUUCUGGAGAACGAGAAGGAGACUUCUCUGUGUCAGAGGCUGCCGUGUCAUUCGAUAGGGGAUUUACGUCAGGAAGCAAUGGGAAGUUAAUGGGAAAACGUUUUACAAGUGUUCGCUGCUUCCAUGGAGAACCCGCUUGA
Angiostrongylus costaricensis is the source of this 678-nucleotide messenger RNA. NCBI's taxonomy places the organism in Eukaryota, Metazoa, Nematoda, Chromadorea, Rhabditida, Metastrongylidae. The record is from the annotation of a GenBank genome assembly.